This is a messenger RNA of Acanthochromis polyacanthus (spiny chromis), 1568 nucleotides long. Its product is annotated as phospholipid transfer protein-like. The record is from RefSeq and is a predicted model, not a curated record. The transcript has 15 exons. Bases 75 to 1478 code for a protein of 467 amino acids. Lineage: Eukaryota; Metazoa; Chordata; Actinopteri; Pomacentridae. Gene Ontology annotation, molecular function: ceramide transfer activity; diacylglycerol binding; phosphatidic acid binding. Gene Ontology annotation, biological process: ceramide transport; phospholipid transport; high-density lipoprotein particle remodeling.
GUUUCCUAUCAGUAUAAGAAGAAGUGAGUUCGUGACAUUUGGAUCAGUUGCUGGAGACAUCAACCAGUGUCAGGAUGACCUCCAGUGUAUAUUCCAUCCUCCUCGUCUCGCUGGUUUUCUGCGUCUCGGUGGUCGAUCCUACCGGCGUUAAAAUCAGAAUCACCAACCAAGCACUGAAUAUGUUGAGGGACCAGGCUCAGGCUAUCGUCCAGGAGCAACUGCUCAACCAACCCUUUGAAGGGUUCCAGAUUUCAGUCUGCACCAUCGACAGGCUGACGAUAACUCAGCUGACCGUCCACCGGGCCGAACUUCGUUUCAGGCAGAACUCGGGUUUCCAGUUUGUAAUGCAGAACUUUGAGGCCAGAUUCAGCUUUAAUCAUCAGCUCGACGUGCUUGGCUUUCAGCACACUGGAGCUAAAGAAUUCGUAGCUCAAGGCGUCUCCGCCAACAUGGAACUGAGUCUGAUCCGAACCCAACAAGGACGUUUGGCUGUCGCCAUGCCGACCUGUGAGGCCUCAAUUGAGCGGAUGACGCUGAUCCCAAGAACCCUGCUGAACGUACUGACGGGCUGUCUGCGCCACCUGUUCAAUUUCCUGUUCUGUCCUUUGGUGCAGCGGUACGGCAUCCCUUAUGUGAACCAGAUGUUGGAGACCAUACCAAUGAGGGCAGAAGUGUUUCCAAACUUUGGCAUCAGCAUUGACUAUUCUCUGACCAGAGACGUCCAAGUGACGGCCAACAGCCUCGACAUGUCUUUCAACGGUUUGGUGUUUAGGGAGGGUGAGAACAUUCCUGCCCUGAAUCCUGCUGUGGAUCCAGUUUUUACUGAGAACAACCUCAUGGCUUAUGUGGGCGUCUCAGAGUUUGUCUUCAACAGCGCCGCUGUGGCCUUCUACAACGCAGGAAUCCUGGGCAAGAAGUUUGAGACGAUCUCCUCAAGAGCUGCCAAACGUUAUUUAAGAUUUCGUCAGUUUUUCUCGCAACCAUGGCGUAUGAGGGCUCCCCUUGCUGCUGCCGUUGAACUGACGGAGCCUCCAAGAAUCAGCAUCACUCAAAGGCAGGGAGUCACGGUGAACCUGAGAGUCCGAGUCAGUGCAGCAUCAGUGCCACCGAACAGAGAACCUCAAGUCAUAACAUCAGUAUCUGCGACAUGUGAAGUUACAGUGAUGGUGACCAUCCACGGAUCUGCUGCAGGGAAUCGUCUCUUCCUUCCUUACAGUAACUUGAGGUGUCGCAUUGUCACCCGUAAUCAGCUAAGACAAACUUUGGUUGUACCUCUGGAAGAGCUGCUGAACAACAGAGCGUCCGACUUCCUGGAAGGUUGGUUCAGAGAUGGAGUUGAGCUUCCUCUACCUCAUGGACUGAUCUUCACCAAUUCUUUGCUCCAGUAUCAGGACGGCUCCGUGGUGGUUGGAGGGAACCUGAACCUGACUCCCGCUGGGAGGCAGAGGGUGUUGAAUGGAGAUAAUGCCGGCAGAUAAACGUUCUUCACGUCUGGAACCAGAGUUCAAACAGAAACAAAGCUUCAGAACAGUUUCAUGUUUGUCUGCAAUAAAAGCUUCCGCAUCAGA